This is a messenger RNA of Fusarium proliferatum ET1, 1344 nucleotides long. RefSeq lists its product as uncharacterized. NCBI's taxonomy places the organism in Eukaryota, Fungi, Ascomycota, Sordariomycetes, Hypocreales, Nectriaceae. The coding region runs from base 1 to 1344 and encodes 447 amino acids. The transcript has 5 exons. The record is from RefSeq and is a predicted model, not a curated record. Gene Ontology annotation, molecular function: aldehyde dehydrogenase (NAD+) activity.
AUGAGUUUCCCCGAUGAGCAGAAAGUUGACUUUCAGACUUUCCAGAACGUCAUAAACAACCAGUUAAGCUCCACGUCAGAAACCCGACAUGGUAUCUGCCCUAGCACAGAAGAGCCUCUCUGGGAGUCACCCGUAUCGAACCAAGAUGACGUUGAUCGAGCUGUAAGCGCUGCGAAAGCAGCAUAUCCUGCAUGGCGAAAGCUAUCAUGGGAUGAGCGCUCCAGCUAUCUCAUCAAAUUCGCAGAUGCCAUCGAAGCACAUAAGCAAGAGUUCAUUGACCUUCUAGGCCGUGAAGCUGGGAAACCUCCGCAGGCUGGUGGCUUUGAGCUUAUGCUUGUCAUGCAGCAUGUUCGAGAGACUCCGAAGUUUAGGAUCAAGGAGGAUAAGCCUGAGGAUAAUGAAGAUAGAACAGCCGUUGUACGCUACGUUCCGCUUGGCGUCGGCGUCGGCAUCGUUCCAUGGAACUUCCCCAUGUUGCUCGGCAUUGGGAAAGCAUACCCUGCUAUGCUGGCUGGUAAUACGUUUAUAUGGAAGCCUUCGCCAUAUACUCCCUAUUCUGCUCUCAAGCUGGCUGAGAUUGGAGCCAAAGUCCUUCCUCCUGGCGUAUUCCAGGCUUUGAGCGGCGCUGAUGACCUUGGACCUAUGCUGACUGCUCAUCCUGGUGUAGCCAAGGUGAGUUUCACUGGCUCUACCGAGACAGUGGCUGGAAAGGUCACAUUUCUGGCAUAUGUCCAUAGUGGCCAAAUCUGCAUGAACAUCAAACGCAUCUACGUCCAUGAGAGUAUCUACGAUAAGUUUGUUGCUGAAAUAGUCAAGUUCCUAGAAGCCCUCAAGACCGGCGACUUCACUAACCCUGAGGCAUUUUUUGGACCCAUUCAGAAUAAGAUGCAGUACGAGAAACUCCAGCGUCUCUAUGCGCAGAUCGAUAAGCAAGGAUGGAAGCGUGUCUUUAGCAACGCGUCAGCUGCAACAUCGGGCAAAGGGUACUUCAUGCCACCUGUUCUCAUCGACAACCCACCUGAGAAUUCAGAGAUAGUGCAAACUGAACCAUUUGGUCCAAUAGUCCCUGUUAUGAAGUGGCAGGCCGAAGACGAUGUCAUAUCCCGGGUUAACACAUCAAACUAUGGUCUUGGGGCGUCCGUCUGGAGGAAAGAUGUCAGUCGUGCUCGACGAAUGGCUGAGCAGUUGGAGGCUGGGAGUCUUUGGGUCAACAAGCAUUUCGAGGUUGCGCCUAGUGUUCUGUUUGGGGGACAUAAGCAGAGCGGUACUGGCAUGGAUUGGGGAGAGGUCGGUCUCAAGGGAUGGUGUAAUCCUCAGGCUUGCUGGGUGAAGCAUUCUGGAUGA